Molecule: messenger RNA, 2148 nt
Organism: Opisthorchis viverrini
Lineage: Eukaryota; Metazoa; Platyhelminthes; Trematoda; Opisthorchiida; Opisthorchiidae
Exons: 2
Coding region: 1-2148 (715 amino acids)
Source: RefSeq, a predicted model, not a curated record
AUGGACAACGAUCAUAACGUGGACUCAAGGCAAAAGCUUGAUCAUGAGCUAUGGCAAAGCGAUCUGGAUUUCAUCUUCCGGUCGAAGCCUCUGACCCCGAAAUUGUCCAACCUUGACAUUUUGGACCCAAACCAGAAUGUUUUGGCCACGUCCUUAAUUGCCUUGCAACCACCGGCUUUGGGAGGUCUAGGACAAUUGCCACAAACCGAACAACAAUUAGAAUUUGCGAAAAAGCUCCGCUGGAAUUCAGAAAUCGGUUUAUUUCGCGAAGCACUACACAGUGAGGGUGUAAGAGCACGUCGAACGUCACCAAGCAGUGGGACCCCUUCGAUGGAAUUAAUCAACUUCCUCAUUUCGGGUUGGCUCUUGUGUUGUCAGUUGUCCUCUGUAUUUUGGAAGGUAUCACGUCGUGCCACAUGUCUCUUUGCAUGUUUGGUUGCACUGACAAUCGUCUAUCUUACUGUGGACUAUGCUGCGACAAGUCUUCUCAUUAAAUAUGCUAUAUGCUUAACCGAGUCGACCGGUAUGAUGAGAGGAGCUGAUGUACAAACAUCCUUGUUGUACAAAGAAUUGCGUGCCAGCUUAAUGAUUAUCAGAUCUUCCGUACGAUAUCCGGCGUGGGGGCUGACGUGCCUAACUGCAGCGGCUUUCAUUUCUACUGUAUUAAACAUUCAUUUGCUCUAUGUUUCUGGCUGUGUGAAGUGGAUGGCCACGUUGUUUGAAACGCAGCACUCCUGCUUAGCGCCCUACCUGAAGGAAGAUAUCGAGCAAACACACAGUAGCCUGAGCUGUCAUGCAUCGGGAAAAAAUUCACCGCAACCGCGAAUGUCAUGCUGGGGUUGGAGAGAUCCCACCACACCAAUUCUUGACCGAUAUUCGACUAUCAUCCUUGUUUUUGGAUGCUCUUGUACUGUGGCAUCAGUUUUACUUAGAAUACCCAUUCAUUAUGAAUUAAUUUCAGUAUUUCAGUCUGAUGGUGGUUCUCUACUUGUUACUUCCACAAUCCUGUUUAUCGUGCACACAGUAGCUUGCCUUGCGUGCUGGACCUUUGCUGUCUGGUAUCAAUGUCGAAAGCCCCAACAACACAUGAGCGCUGAUACGGGAAUAACGGACCAGAAGAUAUACCCCCAAAACCACUGCUUAGGGUUCCUAGAUAAAAAAACACAGUAUGCCACCUCAGACCGUACGGAAAGAAGCAUUUCACUCCAAAGUCCGUGUAACGAUGACCCGGUGAUAGAAGAGGAAAAACCAACGUUUCAUACAUCGGAAAAUGGAAGCACACAUAUCAACGGAGGAGCUUAUUGGACACUAUAUAAACAACCGGCCUUGAAGCGAGAAGAAGCUCAAGUAUACCAUCAGGAAUCUUUGCCCCUGUCGGAACAGAACAAUAGUUUACCCUUGCCACGCAGACCCCUGCGCAAUAUAAAAACGCCUCUAGAUUUUGAGGCAACGAGAUCUUCUAACAACCGCGCUCUGGAGCAACUUUCUUUGGAGGAACACUCACGUGUUGAAAAUACAAUGAAUUUUAUUGACCGUCUCGAUUCUGGGCAAAUGCUGACUCUCGUCAACAGCCAGUCUUUUGGUGAUCAAAACGGAAAGCCGACUGUGGAACCAUCAUUGCCAAACUCCUCAUCAUUUGCUUUCGGAUUAACCCCAAACCGAAUGCCAGACCUCGAAAGCGGAGUUUUUCCAAGACCAACACACCAAUUGAAAAUUUCUCAUCCCGCCAGUCUGUUACAGGGUGGGAGCAACCAUACCUCACUUUGUGUUCAAAAUGCUUCUGAUUCAGGUGAUUCCCUAUACAAACCGCAUGAACCUAGCACAUUUGUCGUAUCAUGUCUUAACGGUGGCGCUGCGAAACAUUCAUUGGAUCCCCAGUCCAAGUGGUGGCACGCCUAUCCCAGGUCUUCCGGGAGUGAUAUCCUUUUAUCGUCCGCGCAUCCAACUUCAAGUCUAAAUGUACAACAGCUGGAGAGUGCCCAACAUUACGUGGACUCAGACAGAGCUGCUCCAGAUGUAAAUUUGUACUGGCCAAGACAGAGUUUGCAACAAACAGGAGGUGGUCCUCGCUCUGUCAUCUCUGAUGCAACGUCAGAGCCGUUGUCUUCUACACCCUUGUUUGACAGUGCCCUAUGUAGUCAAGUCUAA